AUGUCAUUGAAAUUACCACAAGCCCCAAAUAGUGGAUUAUUCAAGAAUGGUUACUCAUCAUAUUCAAAUGCUGAUGGUGCAAUUAUUAGAAAUAUUGAAGCAAUUAGAGAAAUUUCUUCAAUUUUAUUAACUUCAAUGGGUCCAAGUGGUAGAAAUAAAAUUAUUGUAAAUAAAUUAGGUAAAAAAUUUAUAACUAAUGAUGCUGCUACUAUGUUAAAUGAAUUAGAAAUUGUUCAUCCUGUUGUUAAGAUUUUAAUUAUGGCUUCUAAACAACAAGAAUUUGAAAUGGGUGAUUUUACAAAUUUAGUUAUUAUAUUAGCUGGUGAAUUUUUAAAUGUUGCUGAAAAAUUAAUAAAUUUGGGUUUAGGAGUCACUGAAAUAAUUCAAGGUUUUAACUUAGCUAAUAAGUUUGUAAUGAAACCUUUAGAAGAACUCGUAGUUGAUAAAGUAGAUGAUGAUUUACAAAAAGUGUUGAAAUCAGUUGUAGCUGCUAAACAAUAUGGUCAAGAGGAUAUAAUUGCAAAAUUAAUUACUGAAGCAGUAGAGAUGAUUAUGAAAAAUGGAUCAUUUAAUAUUGAUAAUGUUAGAGUUGUUAAAAUUAUGGGUGCAAGUUUACAUCAAAGUGAAGUUAUAAAAGGUAUGGUAUUUCCAAGAGAACCAGAGGGAUCAAUUAAAAAAACUUCAAAUGCAAAAGUUGUAGUUUUCACUUGUCCUAUUGAUAUUUCAACUACUGAAACUAAAGGAACUGUAUUAUUACAUAACGCACAAGAAAUGUUGGAUUUUUCAAAAGGUGAAGAACAACAAUUGGAUCAAAUGUGUAAAGAAAUUUACGAAUCAGGAGUUAAGGUGGUUGUCGCAGGUUCUAACAUCGGUGAAUUAUCAUUACAUUAUCUAAACAAAUAUGAAAUUUUAGUUUUAAAAGUUCCUUCAAAAUUUGAUCUUAGAAGAAUUUGUCAAGUUUGUGGUGCUACUCCAUUACCUAGACUUGGAGCACCAAUGGCUGAUGAAAUGGGAUAUAUUGACAUUGUAGAAACUAAAGAAAUUGGAGGUGAUAAAGUCACAAUAUUCAAACAAGAAGAAUCAACAUCACGUACUUCCACAAUUAUUAUCAGAGGAGCAUCUCAAAACAAUCUAGAUGAUAUUGAACGUGCAAUUGACGAUGGAGUUAAUUCAAUCAAGGGUUUAAUUAAAGAUCCCAGAUUGUUACCAGGUGCAGGAGCAAUUGAAAUUGAAUUAAUGAAAAAAAUAAAUCAAUAUGGUGAUCAAACUCCAGGUCUUUUACAAUUGGCAAUUAAAAAUUUUGCAAAAGCAUUUGAAAUUGUACCUAGAGUAUUAGCAGAAACUUCUGGAUUUGAUGCUUCUGAAGUUAUUUCAAAAUUACAUGCUGCUCAUGCUGAUGGAAAUAUCAAAGCUGGUAUUGAUAUUGAUGAUGGUGAUGUUAAAGAUACAAAUGUUUUUGAUUUAUUUGUUGCUAAGAAAUCUGCAAUCGAUUUGGCUGUUGAAGCUACUAAUACUAUUUUGUCAAUUGAUCAAAUUAUAAUGGCUAAAAGAGCUGGUGGUCCUGUUAUUCCAAAACAACCAAGAGCUGGUAAUUGGGAUCAAGACGACUAG
Messenger RNA from Insectozyma verbasci, 1611 nucleotides. Lineage: Eukaryota; Fungi; Ascomycota; Pichiomycetes; Serinales; Debaryomycetaceae. The record is from the annotation of a GenBank genome assembly.